Messenger RNA from Colletotrichum siamense, 2406 nucleotides. RefSeq names its product DNA repair protein rhp54 (gene rhp54). Gene Ontology annotation, molecular function: hydrolase activity, acting on acid anhydrides; ATP-dependent chromatin remodeler activity; ATP binding. NCBI's taxonomy places the organism in Eukaryota, Fungi, Ascomycota, Sordariomycetes, Glomerellales, Glomerellaceae. Gene Ontology annotation, cellular component: nucleus. The transcript is spliced from 2 exons. The record is from RefSeq and is a predicted model, not a curated record. The coding region runs from base 1 to 2406 and encodes 801 amino acids. Gene Ontology annotation, biological process: double-strand break repair via synthesis-dependent strand annealing; reciprocal meiotic recombination.
AUGACUGCCGACGUCACCGCCACCCCGGGCGCCAACAAGGAGAAUGUCCCUUCUAAGAGAUGGCCAACUCCUCAGUCCGUUGACAAGUUGCACAAGCCUUUCAAGUGCCCCGGAUCCGCGACGCGAACAAUUUCUACCGAUCGCCCCGCGCGAAAGAAGAGAAAGGUUGAUUACAAGGGCGCUGAUGGAGCCGUCGACGCGGACAAGCCCUGGACCAAUGCCGACAGACUCGCCCUAGCCAACCGGGACGCGAACAAGUUCCCAGUAUUCCAGGUAAAGGACAAGUCGACGAUAUUCCGCAAGGCCUUCUCCAUACCUCUCAUCAACAAGAAUUCGGCCGCCUUCAACCCUAAUCGACCCCCGCCAACCCUUGGUCUGCGCACAGGAGCUGUCUUUGUCGCGAAGCCUCUUCAUGACCCUAGUGGCGAAUUCUCAAUCGUACUUUACGACCCCACUGUGGAUGACAAGCCGAAGGUGCCUGAGAAGAAGGAGGAACAGAAGGAGCCGGAGCGCGAGAAGAUUGAUGCGCCUCUCGUACACAAGAGCUUGUCGGAGAUUCUUGGAAUCAAGAAGAAGGUGGAGGGAGAGCACCCCAGGGUCCCUGUCGUGAUUGAUCCAAGGCUAGCCAAGGUACUCAGACCGCAUCAAGUGGAGGGUGUCAAGUUUAUGUACAGAUGCGUCACUGGCAUGAUCGAGGAGAAGGCGAACGGAUGCAUCAUGGCCGACGAGAUGGGUCUCGGCAAGACACUUCAAUGCAUUACACUCCUGUGGACUCUGCUCAAGCAGUCUCCCGAUGCUGGCAAGUCUACCAUUCAGAAGGCUAUUGUCGCAUGCCCGUCCAGUUUGGUCCGCAAUUGGGCGAAUGAGUUGGUCAAGUGGUUGGGUGCUGAUGCCAUCACACCCUUUGCAAUCGACGGCAAGGCGUCGAAAGAGGAAUUGACUCGGCAGCUGCGCCAGUGGGCCAUUGCCAGCGGCCGAUCCGUUACGCGGCCGGUCAUCAUCGUCUCCUAUGAGACGCUGCGUCUCAAUGUCGAGGAGUUGAAGCACACCAAAAUCGGCCUGAUGCUUUGCGACGAAGGCCACAGACUCAAGAACGGAGACAGCCAGACAUUUAGCGCACUUAACAAUCUGAAUGUCACGCGGCGAGUCAUCUUGUCCGGAACCCCUAUUCAGAACGAUUUGUCUGAGUAUUUUGCUCUCAUCAGCUUUGCCAAUCCCGAUUUGCUUGGAAGUCGUCUGGAAUUCCGCAAGCGGUUUGAGCUGCCAAUUUUGCGUGGACGAGAUGCCGAUGCCAGCGAGGCUGACAGGAAGAAGGGAGACGAAUGUUUGUCCGAGCUGCUGGGUAUCGUCAACAAGUUCAUCAUUCGCCGAACCAACGACAUUCUCUCCAAGUAUCUCCCCGUCAAGUACGAGCACGUGGUGUUCUGUAAUCUUGCGCCCUUCCAGCUCGACCUCUACAACUACUUCAUCACCAGUCCGAACAUCCAGGCCCUUCUUCGUGGAAAGGGCAGUCAGCCGCUCAAGGCCAUUAACAUUCUCAAGAAGCUUUGCAAUCACCCAGAUCUGCUUAACCUUGGAGACGAUCUGCCUGGGUCAGAGAAUUGCUACCCUGAAGACUACGUCCCCAAAGAAGCGCGUGGCCGUGAUAGGGACAUCAAGCCUUGGUACUCGGGCAAGAUGCAGGUGCUUGAUCGCAUGCUGGCUCGUAUCCGCCAAGACACGAACGACAAGAUUGUGCUCAUUAGCAACUACACCUCCACUCUUGACUUGUUCGAGAAGCUGUGCCGUUCAAGGGCUUAUGGAUGUCUCCGUCUUGACGGUACCAUGAACGUCAAUAAGCGCCAGAAGCUCGUCGACAAGUUUAACAACCCAGAGGGCGAGGAAUUUGUCUUCCUUCUCAGUUCCAAGGCCGGUGGCUGCGGUCUCAACCUUAUCGGCGCCAACCGCCUGGUCCUCUUCGACCCUGACUGGAACCCUGCAGCAGACCAGCAAGCUCUGGCUCGUGUGUGGCGUGACGGUCAGAAAAAGGACUGUUUCGUGUAUCGCUUUAUUGCCACGGGCACUAUCGAGGAGAAGAUUUUCCAGCGUCAAUCCCACAAGCAGUCCUUGUCCUCUUGCGUCGUCGAUUCCGCCGAGGACGUCGAGCGCCACUUCUCCCUGGACAGUCUGCGCGAACUCUUCCAGUAUCGACCCGGUACCAAUUCAGACACCCACGACACCUUCAAGUGUAAGCGGUGCAAGCCUGAUGGCAGGCAGUAUAUCAAAUCGCCUGCCAUGCUGUACGGCGACACGAGCACAUGGAACCAUUUCGUCAACGAGGGGCUUAAGCCUAUCCAAGAUUUGCUGUUGAGACAAGAGUGUGGUGAGCCAGAAGUGUCAGCGGUGUUUCAGUACAUCUCGCAUUAG